CACUACGGUAGUGAGAAACAGGAAGUUCCGGGUAGCCUGCCACCAUUCUUCGGAAUAAAGAAAACGACAGAACGGUGUUGUGCGUUUCGCUUUAUUUCUACAGGCCAACUCCGAUUAUAUCUGAGGCCGGUAACAUCAAAAGUGAGGACAAACCCAAUCUACAGUUACUGGGUCCUGAUUGUGACAGUGGAGCCCAGUUUGCACUGCAGGAUCCAGAGAUGUCAUCAGUGAAGCUGGAAGACUGCAGUCAAACACUGGAGCUGAAUGUCAUCAUUAAAGAUGAAGAAGAGGAGGAGAAGAUUGGGGAAUCUGUUUAUGAUGGACACCGUGUUGAGACAUUCUCUACAUCCAGAGAGCAACAGCAGGAAGAUCACAGAGCUAAGAGGUCUCACCAAUGCCCACAUUGCACUCGCCGAUGAACUGUCAUCACAGGCUCUGACAGUUCAUCGGCGAGUGCACACUAGAGAAAAACCUUACUCCUGCUCUGACUGUGGGGAGAGUUUCUCUCAUCAGAGCAACUUAAAAACACACCAACGUAUACAUACAGGAGAGAAGCCUUACUCCUGCUCUGACUGUGGGGAGAGUUUCUCUCAACAGAGCAGCUUAAAAACACACCAACGUAUGCAUACAGGAGAGAAGCCUUACUCCUGCUCUGACUGUGGGAUGAGUUUCACCUCAUCAAGCAGCUUAAAAAAACACCAACAUGUGCACACAGGAGAGAAGCCUUACUCCUGCUCUGACUGUGGGGCGAUUUUCUCUCAACAGAGCAGCUUAAAGUCACACCAACUUAUACAUACAGGAGAGAAGCAUUACUACUGCUCUGACUGUGGAAAAUGUUUCACAAGAUCAGUUGAGCUGAGAGUUCAUCGGAGAACACACACAGGAGAGAAGCCUUACUGCUGCUCUGACUGUGGGAAGAGUUUCUCUCAACAGGGCCACUUAAAAUGUCACCAGCGAAUACACACAGGAGAGAAGCCUUACUACUGCUCUGACUGUGGGAUGAAUUUCUUUCAACAGAGCGGCUUAACGUCACACCAACGUAUACACACAGGAGAGAAGCCUUACGCGUGCUCUGACUGUGGGAAGAGUUUUUCAAAUCAGAGCAACUUAAAAACACACCAACGUAUACAUAAAGGAGAGAAGCCUUACUCCUGCUCUGACUGUGGGAAGUGCUUCACAACAUCAACUGAGCUAAAAGUUAAUCAAAGAAGACACACAGGAGAGAAGCCUUACUUCUGCUCUGACUGUGUGAAGAGUUUCACCCGAUUGGCUACCUUAAAAACACAUCGAUGUAUACAUAAAGGAGAGAAUUCACAUCACUUCUCUCAGACCAGCUAAGAUUAAAGUCACUCCAUCAAUUAAUCCUCAUCUCAUAAAAGAAGUGGUAACAGUGAAUUCGAUAACAUUAAGAAAGAGUAACACUAUUGUAAUCAUAUUGUUUCUCAUUGUGAGGGAACUGUGAAGAGGAAAGAGUGCGUUAUAGAAUGAUGUCUUUGGAAAUUCUAUUCUUUUUUUAAUGCGCCAUUUGCACAUGUGUUGAUGGUGGGGUGGUGCUGGAGAUGAUGAAUAUGAAGUUCAAACAUUUUAGUAAUUUCCCUUUAACCCGUUGGGGCUAGGGGGCAGUCGGACAAAAAGCGUACCCGAUUUAAACUUGUUACUACUCUUGCCCAGAAACGAUAAUAUGCAUAUAAUUAGUAGAUUUGGAUAGAAAACACUCUAAAGUUUCUAAAACUGUUUGAAUGGUGUCUUUGAGUAUAACAGAACUCAUAUGGCAGGCCAAAACCUGAGAAGAUUC
Salmo salar (Atlantic salmon) is the source of this 1795-nucleotide messenger RNA. RefSeq lists its product as uncharacterized. Lineage: Eukaryota; Metazoa; Chordata; Actinopteri; Salmoniformes; Salmonidae. Gene Ontology annotation, molecular function: RNA polymerase II cis-regulatory region sequence-specific DNA binding; DNA-binding transcription activator activity, RNA polymerase II-specific. Gene Ontology annotation, biological process: regulation of transcription by RNA polymerase II. Gene Ontology annotation, cellular component: nucleus. The record is from RefSeq and is a predicted model, not a curated record.